UCGGAUCAUUUGAAGGAAACCUCUUUGAAGACGUCACUUCCACAGCAAACCCUCUCCCAUCCGGAAAUCGCAAGCGUGACCGUCGUUUCGUGUCUGUAAUAGGCUUAAAAAUGCGUUACGUGGCCGCUUACCUCCUGGCAGUGCUCGGUGGCAACGCCAGCCCCUCCUCCAAGGAUAUCAAGCACAUCCUCGGGAGUGUUGGGAUAGAGGCCGAUGAUGAGCGUCUUGACAAGGUUAUCGGUGAACUGAAUGGAAAAGACAUCAAUGAAGUCAUGAACGCAGGUCUCUCAAAGUUAACCUCCGUGCCAGCAGGUGGUGCUGUCGUGGCCACUGCCGCAGCUGCAGCUUCAGGUGGAGGUGGAGCUUCUGCAGCUGGGGAAACCCCUGCCGCGGAAGAGAAAAAGGAGGAGAAGAAAGAGGAAUCAGAGGAGUCGGAUGAAGACAUGGGAUUCGGGCUCUUUGAUUAAUCUCUCUUUUUUGAUAAAAAAUAAAAAACAAAAAUAGGAAACUUCAAA
Molecule: messenger RNA, 515 nt
Organism: Clupea harengus (Atlantic herring)
Lineage: Eukaryota; Metazoa; Chordata; Actinopteri; Clupeiformes; Clupeidae
Gene: rplp2a
Product: ribosomal protein, large P2a
Biological process (GO): cytoplasmic translational elongation
Cellular component (GO): ribosome; cytosolic large ribosomal subunit
Molecular function (GO): structural constituent of ribosome
Source: RefSeq, a predicted model, not a curated record